Messenger RNA from Drosophila persimilis, 821 nucleotides. RefSeq names its product protein CDV3 homolog. Gene Ontology annotation, cellular component: cytoplasm. The coding region runs from base 32 to 730 and encodes 232 amino acids. The transcript has a single exon. NCBI's taxonomy places the organism in Eukaryota, Metazoa, Arthropoda, Insecta, Diptera, Drosophilidae. The record is from RefSeq and is a predicted model, not a curated record.
GAGACUAAAAUAUACAUACAAAUAUACAAAAAUGUCCAAUCUCGAAGAUUUCUUUUCCAAAAAGGAUAACAAAAAGUCAAAAAGAAGUGCCGAAUAUUUGGCCGCUGAGGAGCUGUACAAAACGCUCGAAGAAUCAACGAAGUAUUCGUCGGAGGACAACUCCAACCUGGAGGAUGCCUUUCAAUCGGAGGCAUCGGGAACUGAUUCUAAAGGAGCCUCAGCUUCGCUGAAAUUCGGGAUCCGUUUCUCAGAUGAGGCCUUCAGCGAAGAGGAUGAAUGGUCUGACUUCACCGAGGAGAAUCGUCGUCAAUUUACUUACGUGCCACGCACCUUAUCGAUGGCGCUUACAUCCCCUGUCCCUGCACCUGCCCCAUUCGCUGGUGACGAUCUGAAGGAGGAGCCGGAGCAGCUGGACACUGGAGGUGAUGGCGUUGAUGUGGGAUCAAAGGAUGGGGAACGCACGCUUGCCACAACAUGUCCCUGGCAGAAGUCGGAGCAGGAUAGCAAGGGACAAUCAGACAGGAAAGCGAAUACCCCGGUGGUCAAGAAACAAAUCUACAUUCCCCCGGCUCUCCGUCAGAGCCAGGGCGACUUUAACAAACGCAAGGCGCAGCCACUUCAGCGCAAGGCUCCGUCUACGAUGCCGUUCAAGCCCCAAGCCCCCGAUCUCAAUAGCCUGGAGUACUUUCCGUCCUUGAGUGACUCAAAGAUAUUGAAGCGCCCCAAGUAACAGCCGGGACGCCUCUACUUGUUCUGUUCAAAUUUAAAAUCAACCAUAGCUCCCUUAAUAAUAAAUACAACAAGAAGACUCACUCUCCCUA